Megalobrama amblycephala (Wuchang bream) is the source of this 412-nucleotide messenger RNA. RefSeq names its product coiled-coil domain-containing protein 157-like. Lineage: Eukaryota; Metazoa; Chordata; Actinopteri; Cypriniformes; Xenocyprididae. The record is from RefSeq and is a predicted model, not a curated record.
AUGACUCAUCUCUUAGGCCGUCAGGACUGUAUCGACAGCCUUCGGAGAGAUCUUAUUGAUUUACAGGGAGCGGUCCUUGAUGUUUUUUCUAAGACUGGACCCGUCCGUUUCCCAUCAUGGAAGUUUCCCGAUAAACUGUCAUGUAAUCUGGAUUUGGUCAGUCUUUUAGAGGAGUAUGACUAUGUAGAUGGUGAGGAGGAAUUCAGUCAGCACUCCCACAUAGUCCUGCUAGAGCUGCUGAUUGACAGGUAGUCAACGUUGUGAAUUGUGUAAAACAAUUGUCUCUCAUGCUGACCUAAGAUACAUUUAUUUGAUUAAAAUAGAGUAAAAACAGUAACACUGUGAAAUAUUAUUACAUUUUAAAAUAACUGUUUUCUGCUAAUAUAUUGUAGAUUUGCCAUUAAUGUGAUGG